Polypterus senegalus (gray bichir) is the source of this 1321-nucleotide messenger RNA. RefSeq names its product fibrinogen-like protein 1-like protein. Bases 111 to 836 code for a protein of 241 amino acids. The record is from RefSeq and is a predicted model, not a curated record. NCBI's taxonomy places the organism in Eukaryota, Metazoa, Chordata, Cladistia, Polypteriformes, Polypteridae. The transcript is spliced from 3 exons.
CACCUACCCCAAAACACGUGCAGGAGCUUCCGUUGCAUUGCAUUUGUAUUCUCCCAGAUGCUGUGAUAAAUAUACUGGCUGUCCUUUUACUGACAGCAGUGGCCCAUGUCAUGGAGUCAGAAGCUGUGCAAGUCAACGUAGCAAAUGCCAAUCUUCUGCAUGAUUAUGCUAUCAAGAUUCACAAUCUGCGCAUUGGAAGAAGCAUGAGUGUUUAUCCCAACGAUUGUGAUGAUUAUCCUCCCAGUUACCCUGACGGGGUUUAUGUAAUCCAGCCUAGGAAUUCACAUCCCCUGGUGGUCUACUGUAUAACUAUGGACAAUCAGAAGUGGACAGUGAUCCAGAAAAACUCAAUUUCUUCAGAGAUUGAGUGGAGGGAAUCCUGGACUACUUAUAAGUAUGGGUUUGGCAAUAUUGAGGGAGAUCACUGGCUGGGAAAUGAAUACAUCCACAAACUUACCACCCAGCGCGCGUACAAGGCACGAAUUGUGCUUAAUGUUACAAAGACUGAUGUCAGGUAUGCUGACUAUGACACUUUCAGCUUGGAUGAGGAGUCAAGAGGCUAUGCGCUGCGACUUGGACAGUACUCUGGAACAGCUCCUGAUUAUAUGAUUGAAGGAAGUACAAUUCAUGACAAUAUGAAGUUCUCCACUAAGGACAAAGACCAAGAUCGUAACAGUGGUAACUGUGCCACGUCUUAUAAUGGUGGCUGGUGGUAUGACAAUUGCCUUACUGUACAGCUCAAUGGGAAGGGCUACAUUUAUUGGAACACCCUUUGCCAUGGUGAUUGUGCAGCCUCACUCAUAAUGAUCAGACCUUCAGAAAUUUGCAAAGAAUGACCUUAAAUAUGACUGCCAUAUUUGCAUCAGUUUAAUUUUAUUAGUGCUGGGGCUUGUACAAAUGUGGCUGUUUAAAAUAAUGUUAUCUGUAAGGUUUUCAAUAAAACAAUAAAUAACUUUUAUAUAGGUGUGUAAUGGGCUAGAAAUCAGGGUUUAAAAGAAAAUGACUUUACUAUGUGUUGCUUAGUGUAUUGGGCUAAAUCAGUGUUUUAAAUUCCCUGGAAAAUUCUGUAAUCUAUUACUGAUGGCUGUCUGUAGGACCUAAAUAUUCACCUGUCUUGCAAAAGAGUUACCUGCCUCUAAUAAUCAGACUGUGUUGAUUAGUGAUACAGAAACUGUCUGCUUCCUUUGAAAAUUAACGAGUUCUGUGAACAUUGAUUUCUAAUCAGGUAUUCCUUCAUGGCUGCUGGCAACAAUACUAUUGUUUAACCAGAGUAAAUGUGUUUUUUUUUCUGCAGAGGCAUGUACCAUUGUUUAACCGAUUG